UAACUGUGAAACCUUUUAAGCCUCGUGUAGUUUUGUUGUUAGGAUAAUUACUGGAAACACACCAAGUCCUCGUACCGAAUUCAAGCUGGUAACUGAAAGGCUGUCUUAGCGGAGCGUGAACUACCGGACAGCAUCGUGGAGGACUGAGCUGAGCGCAAGCAGGCUAAUGUUAGCAAAACGAGGCAAUUCGCACAAGGAGGCAAAUUUGAGCCUCACUGUUAGCUCAGAGGCGACAAGCUAACUUUAUCCUUGGCUUCUUGUCAUCAGUGUGCGUUCAGGAGUCUUUGAGUUUCGCAACCGAGUUCUUGCUUAUAUCGCUUUAAUAGCCUCCUCGGGGUUGAGAGGCGGCCAAAUUGUCCUAGAAAGCGUCAAUAGCCGUUAAAUAAUGCAUGAGCCGCGCUAAUCCAAAGUGUUUUGUUUUUUUAAAUUGAGGACGGAGCCUGUCGUUAGCCGCCCGACUGCAGCAUCAGCAGCUGGCCUUUGUGACUCCUGCCGAGCUCCCGGAUCUUCACCACACAAGAAAAACCACCUGCUGUACCCAGCUGUUUUUGUCCCAGUGUUUACAUUGUUUCCGCCAGCGGGAGGCAUUUCUCAAACCGCAGAAAACAUCUGCAACAAGGGACAGGCAGUUUGUUAGCACACCUGCCUUAAUCGUAACCCCCCUCCCCUCCUUUUCCCGGAACUCUUCUCAGCUCAGUUUCAGAAUCCAGUUCGAGGUGAAUCUACUGAAAUACUUAACACUGCCCAAGAGGGCAACAACAAGGUGGUCUCCUGUUUUUGUAAUGAUUCGCAUUUCAGUGCAAGGAGAAGCUCCAUCCCCUAGUUAUCUUGAUGAAGACCUUUUUCUGACAAAAAGGUAAAGGCCACUUGGGGCCGGGAGGUGAAGACCUGCACCUCAUCUCACAUCUGCUCAAUCCUGGGAUUUUACACUGUUUUUGAACUGAACUCAUCCAACUUCAAAGAUGGAACUCUUCUUCAAUCCUUUUGAUAACUUGGUGUGUAUCCUGCUGGGCAUCUCCUUCACCGUGUGGUUCACCCUGCUGCUGGUCUUCAUUAUUGUGCCUGCCAUCUUUGGGGUGUCCUUUGGUAUCCGGCGUCUUUACAUGAAAACACUCUUAAAGGUCUUUGAGUCACCACUGACAACUGCAGCUGCAUUUUCAUAUGAUGACUCGUGGGCCACACUUAGGAUAGAGAGAGGAGCAAAAGAAAAGAAUCACCUCCUGUACAAACCCUAUUCAAAUGCUAUCAUUGCCAAGGAGCCAACCUCCUUGGAGGAGGAGAUCAAGGAGAUCCGGCGGAGCGGCAGCAAUAAAGACCUGGACUCAGCCACUGAGUUUGAGUUAUCUGACAUUUUCUAUUUUGCCCGGCGAGGAGUGGAAAGCAUCAUGGAUGAUGAAGUGACCAAGCGGUUUACUGCUGAGGAGCUGAAGUCCUGGAAUCUGCUGACCCGGAGCAACUACAACUUCCACUAUAUCAGCCUGAGGCUGACUGUCCUAUGGGGGCUGGGCCUGCUGAUCCGCUAUGGUUUCCUGCUGCCUCUCAGGGUCACUCUUGCCUUCACUGGUGUAGGUCUGCUUGUGUUCCUCACCUCUGUUGUUGGGCUGCUGCCAAAUGGAAGGAUGAAGAAUUUUCUGAGUGAGAAAGUCCAUUUGAUGUGCUACAGAAUAUGCGUCAGAGCUUUGACUGCCAUUAUAACCUACCAUGACAGUGAGAAUAAACCCAAAAAUGGAGGCAUCUGUGUCGCUAACCACACUUCACCAAUUGAUGUCAUCAUCCUGGCAAGCGAUGGCUGUUAUGCUAUGGUUGGACAAAUCCAUGGCGGCUUGAUGGGGGUCAUUCAGAGAUCCAUGGUCAAAGCUUGUCCACACAUUUGGUUUGAACGCUCAGAAGUAAAAGACAGACAUCUUGUGGCCAAAAGAUUGAGCGACCAUGUAGAAGAUAAAUCUAAACUGCCUAUCCUCAUUUUCCCAGAAGGUACCUGCAUUAACAACACAUCGGUUAUGAUGUUUAAGAAGGGCAGUUUUGAAAUUGGUGCCACAGUCUACCCUGUGGCUAUUAAGUAUGAUCCCCGCUUUGGAGAUGCUUUCUGGAAUAGCAGCAAGUUCGGGAUGGUCAACUACCUUUUGCGUAUGAUGAGCAGCUGGGCCAUCGUCUGCAGCGUGUGGUACCUUCCUCCCAUGUCUAGAGAGGAGGGAGAGGAUGCAGUACAGUUCGCAAAUCGUGUUAAAGCAGCCAUAGCCAGGCAAGGAGGACUUGUCGAUCUCUUAUGGGAUGGAGGACUGAAAAGGGCAAAGGUUAAAGAUACCUUUAAAGAAGAGCAGCAGAAGUUGUACAGUAAAAUGCUGGUUGGCACCCAGGAGGACCGCAGCCGCUCCUGAAGGACCUUUAUGGAGAUGGACUGGCUCAAAGCUGGGCACCUCUUACUGAUUAGGCGAUCAGCAGCGGUCCUUUUCUGUCGGAGCCCCUGGACUGGAAAAUUCUGUCCCUGAUGUCAAAAGUACUCCAUUUGGCUUCCUCGGUCACUGCCUCAGCCUGGCAUGUUAAGUUGGCUUCGCUGUUACAGGUCAUUCUGAGUCUGCUGCCCUGUGUUGGAAUAGCUUGACCGAAGCCUCGCUUGCAUUAGAAACGGAGCAAAGGAGAGUCUUCCUUGGUGGCAGUCUUUUAAGGAAAAGUGUUUAUUUUUGUUUGUUUUUUUCUUUUUCACUUAAUCGUUUUAUAUUUUGUUUUUAAGAUUUUACAGUCAUGUUUUUAUGUUAUGUUUCCGUUUCAGACUUGAUUAUACCUGGGUGUAUAAAGGAGUUAUUGUAGAUAAAAACUAAAUUGUUCUAAAGCUGAAACCUGUGACUGACUUGGGGUUUUUCAUGACCGGCUUGUACCCUUGAUUCAGGGCACAGUGCCAGAUUUUGUUACAUUUCAGAUAUUUUUAUGGGCUUUUUUCCAAGAUGAAAAAAAAAACUUGUAUUUUAAGCAUUGAGUUUUACAUUAAGACUUGUAUCAACACAUGGCCACUGUAGGAGCUGCGCUUGAGACGUGUUCCUGAUAUGCUGUCUGUGACUUCUUUUCUUUUUUUUCUCCUCUCUCCACUGAAUGUGCAAGUGCUCACAUUAUGAAGUGGAAAAUGUGCACCCACAGUUACUCUGAUGGAAGUCUGUAGAUUUAGACACCUAUUCUUCUUCCAGCUAAUAAUGUAUAACUGGAAAAAGGGAUUAUUAGGAAUUUCGUCAGCAUUGUUCCUGUAAGGCUUGUGUCACGCAGGUAGCGAUGUAAAAUCAUAACAGUGGGUCUCUUCACUAAACACAUAGAUAUAAUGGCAAA
Messenger RNA from Haplochromis burtoni (Burton's mouthbrooder), 3315 nucleotides. Its product is annotated as glycerol-3-phosphate acyltransferase 4. Bases 963 to 2378 code for a protein of 471 amino acids. The record is from RefSeq and is a predicted model, not a curated record. The transcript has 14 exons. Gene Ontology annotation, biological process: triglyceride biosynthetic process. Gene Ontology annotation, molecular function: glycerol-3-phosphate O-acyltransferase activity. Lineage: Eukaryota; Metazoa; Chordata; Actinopteri; Cichliformes; Cichlidae. Gene Ontology annotation, cellular component: endoplasmic reticulum.